CUUUUGUGCAAAUAUAUCAACCAAGACUGCUACCGGCAUCAGAUUUCUUUCACUGUGUAUGUGUGUGUGUUGUGUGUUUGCUGAAGAAGGGGCUUGCUUUACUGAGUGAGAGAGAAAGAGGGAGAGAGCUCAAGAGGCAUUGAAAAGACGCGCUGCUGCUAGAUUUACACAUUCUUCAGCUAAAACAGACGGCAGCGACCCGAAGAAAAAGUUCAAAAGAACCAUGGACGGGAUAACGUUUGGACGCUUUUCGCUCGUGUGCACCUUGCUACUUGUGACUAUGCGAGUGAGCAGCGGGGCCGUGACGGUGACUGUGACCCCCGAGGUGGAGGUGCUGAUGGGGGCCGCGGCCAGCCUGCCCUGCACCUUCAACGCCGCCCCCUCCUCCGCCACCGUCGUCGAGUGGUUUGUGGACGUGGGGCAGGGCGUGAGGGAGCGCGUUGCCUACCAGACCCCUAACGGUGCGGGCGGCACGGACGAGGGCACGCCCCUGUCCGGCCGUGUGACCAUGGGCCAGGACUUCACGCUGACCAUUGCCAACGUCCAGCCCAAGGACCAGCUCCCCCUGGUGUGCCAGGUCAGCGCCGGCCUCGCCGGGGUGGGCGAAAAACCCACCCUCCUCAAAGUCUUCCACGCUCCUGAGAAGCCGGAGCUCACUCGACCCCCCAGCCAGGCCAUCACCGCGGGAGAGGACACCAGCUCAGAGAUUGGAUCCUGUGUGACCAUGAACGGACACCCCCAGCCCAGGAUCAUCUGGUUCAAGGACGACCAACCCUUGGCCGAAGUCAAGGACAAGAAGGAGAAGACGUACAUGGUUCCCUCGGUGGUGAAGGAGGCGUCGGACCUCUUCACCCUCACCAGUACUCUGUACAUGCAGCCCACCAAGGAGGACAAGGACGCCGUGUUCCAGUGCACCGUGGAGUUCACCAUGCCCGAGCAGAAGAUCCAGAAGAAGACCUCCGACCCCAUCACCAUCAACCUCAACUAUCCCUCGGAGACGGCGACCUUCACGCUGAUGAACGCGACCCCCGUGAAGGAGGGAGACAUGGUCACCAUGAAGUGUGAGACGGAUGGGAACCCCCAGCCCGAAUUCGACUUCACUAAAGACGGGAACGAGAUCGCCGGCCAAGGGGGCCUCCUGACCCUGAAGGCGGUGAAGCGCACCGACGCCGGCAUUUACGGGUGCAGGGCCACCGACUUUGAUAACCUGGACGCCGACCUCAGCGGGGAGAUCACCAUGGUGGUCAGCUACAUCGACCCAGUGAGUGUGGUCCCGGCUGGCCCCCUGUUUGUUAAACUUGGAGAGAUGGUGGAGGUGCAGUGCAAGACCAAGUCGUCCGGGUCCCACACCAUUCAGUGGAAGAAGGGGUCAGAGGUGCUGUCUCAGACUGGCAUGCUCUCCAUCCAGAAGGCGAGCUAUGAAAAUGCCGGGCAGUACAUGUGUGUGGGCGCGGUGGCCACCGUCCCAGGACUCACCGCCAUGGGGAGUGUCAACAUCACUGUGAAAGGGGCCCCCAUCAUCGAGACUCCCGUCAACGGUCUGGUGGCCAAACAAGGGGAGAUGGUGACCCUCAAGUGCUCUGCUCAUGGGUACCCUGCCCCCCAGUUUACCUGGAAGCCCUCAGGAAAGGAGUCUGUGUCUGUGGAGGGCCCUAGGGUGGUGAGCACCCUGACCUUGGAGGCCAGCGUGGAGGUCAUGAAGGACGGGGUGACCUGUGAGGUCUCUAACGAGCAUGGCAAAGAUAGCAAGCUGUUUAGCGUGUCCAUCAAAGAAGCCCGCGGCAACGAUGCCGACCGAGCUGCUGGCCAGCAGCAGGGCGGCUCCAGCGCGGUGGUGAUAGCGGUGGUGGUGUGCGUGCUGCUGCUGCUGGCGGCGGUGGCCCUCAUCUACUUCCUCAACAAGAGCGGCAAGCUGCCCUGCGGCAAGAAGACCGCCAAGGAAGUGUCCGCCGGGGAGGUGAACAACGAUAUCGUGGUGGAGAUGAAGACGGAGAAGAGCAACGAACAGGCCGGCCUCCUCAACAAGGGGCCCGCCACAGAGCAGUGAUGAAGGCGACGGCGGGACGGAAGGAGGACAACAGUGUGGGGAGUAGCUUUUAUAGAGGGAUGGAUCAAAACCAGCGGAGCAAAGGAGGAGCCACUUUGCAUGAGAACAACACCAUGUAGAAGGGUUUGAAUUAGGACGGAUGUGACUUUGGUUUGGGCUUUUGGAUUUGGUUUUGGUGGCCUUUUGUUUUGGAACCAUGGAGUUGGGUGGAGUUAUUUCACAGGCUUUUCAUACUUCAAAAUGAUGCCCUGUAGGGUUUUAACUCCGCCCAACUCCACCGCUCCACGUUUUUGGCAUCGCUGUGCACAACUCAUAAAUCAAAACCACAGACUUGUUGCAUCAAUGAACACCAGGAUGAUCACCACCACCAUGCACUGGGCGAAUCUCUCACUCCUAAUCCACCAAUCAUGAUAUUCCUAAUUGACUCCAUGGCAGCAGAGUAGCACUGUCGGUGUGGGGAAAACCACUAUCCUAACACAGUGGCUGUUCUUUAUUUGUCUUUUUUUUACUUAAGUCUACCCCAAACGUAAACACAAAAUGCCAUUAUGCCACUGUGGACCUCUGGAUAGUGUGUCAUUGUGUAUUUGUGUGUGUUUGUGUGUUUAUCGCCAUGCAGUGUCACAACUUGCAUCAAGAUGAACAUUGGUGGCGUUGAGGUUGUGUGUGUGUGUGACGCUCUGAAGGGACAGGUCGCCUUGGAGUCUGCAUGUACAUUCUUCUCUCUGGGCUGAUGAAUCGGGCUCAUAGGAGGAAAUAUGAUUGCUUUGCUCUAAUAGCUGAUAAGCAAGAUUUCCAUGUAGGAUUGCACACUGUAUUUCACCGUCUGUAUUCCCCCCCCUCCCCCUAAGCACAAGCCGUCUUCAAUUACAUUCUGUUUAAUUUAAUUUGUGUUCAUGCCAGCUUUGCAUGUUUGCAAUUCCUUCCAUAUUCCUGAUGUGGAGUCAGUGGUGUGAGGCAACAGCCCACAACAGCCAAACCCUGCUAGAAUGAUAUGCCUGUUCAAAUCUUUCUUCUGGGUUGCUCAAAUUUGCUUUCACUGGCUUCAGCGGUGCUUGUGUGUGUGUGUGUGUGUGUGUGUGUGUGUGUGUGUGUGUCUGUGUAUUUCACGUAAAAUCAAUCAUGUACCUGUUUCUGCAUCUACUUCCUCUUCUUGGUUCUGUACAUUUAAAUCCUGCAUGUCCUGUUUAUUGAGUGUGAGUAGCGUGGAGCUCCUAAGUGUGGGUAAUUUAAGUGCCAUGUCUCACAAAGUUGUGUCCUAGCCCCCCCCACCCCCAACCCACCACUGAUUGUCUCUAUUUGUGCCCCAUGGAGAAAAGGACAAUUUACACAGCACUCAUUCCACUCAGAAACAACCAAAUUACUGUCAGCACCUGAUGAAAAAUUUGAGUCAUUUGGCAAAAAUUGAGGGGAAGAUGCAAGGGACAAAUUCCCUCCUUGUUGGAAAUGUAAAAAAAAAAAAAUAGAGCAGGCAGCUGUCAUUUCCCACUGAUUUAAAGUGGAAUUCCAGGGCCAUGGCACGGUAGGGUCUGCUCAAAGACCUCCCUGCCACCGGCUUGGUGCAAGCAGGUGGUGGGGAUGGUCAGGGGUUGGGGUGUAGGGGGAAGGACGUUUGGGUUUGGGUGGGGGUUGGGGUGCUCUUCUGAGUACUGUUAUGUUUUCUUUUUGUCCUUUUCUUACCAAAUGCAUUUUGAGCGUGUGUUCCUAUGUUGUUGUAGACCUUACUGGUUCAUCUGCCUCGGCAGUGGUAGAUAUGACCUGGUUGAUCUGCCUCAGCAGUGGUGGACCUUACUGGUUUGUCUGCCUCGGCAAAGGUGGACAUUACUGGUUUAUCUGCCACAGCAGUGGUGGACAUUACUGGUUCAUCUGCCUCAGCAGUGGUAGACAGUGCUGGUGUAUCUGCCUCAGCAGUUGUCUCUUACUCCUGUCAGCAGUAAACAGAGUUAUGAUGGUGUGUUGACAUGGACUGCUAUCUAUCGUUGUACACUGGAACCAAUGGCCUUUAUUUGAGAAAACAAUAUUAGAAUAAAUACUCAUUAGACCCAGCUCAAUGAAUAAUGAGGAAUGAGUGAAUAAAAGGCAGCCUGAAACCACUAUCUACUUAUACAGGGCUGAUAUUAAUUAUCAAUGUAUGUGUCUACUGAUAUUGCCAUUACCUUAAUGACUGUUAGCUAACCUAUGGUGCAGAGUGAAGAUAGAUAAACUCAACCAUAUUCUAGGAGCUUUCUUUUUUAUAUAUAUAUAAAUAUUUGUUUUAUAAAAAAAAUAUUUGUUCUUGUUUUUUUAAGGGGAUUAUUGUACUUUUGGAACUACUGAGAUGUGUCGGAUUUUUCCACUUCUGUCCUGUGAAAAGAGAGAAGCGUGUUCCAUGACAUUCUGGUUCAAUGAGAUAUUCUAUGUGCUUUAAUCUCUGCGUGCACUUCUUCUCUCCUUUGUAUUCUGUAUAUUUUGUGGUACCCUAUUGUGAGAUCUGUGGCGUGUUGGUGUAUCUUUACUUUUUGUUUAAGCUGUUUAGAAUUUAUUACAAGAAAACUCAAAGAAAAAACGCUCAAAUCCCA
Gadus morhua (Atlantic cod) is the source of this 4602-nucleotide messenger RNA. RefSeq names its product basal cell adhesion molecule (Lutheran blood group) (gene bcam). The record is from RefSeq and is a predicted model, not a curated record. Gene Ontology annotation, molecular function: cell adhesion molecule binding. NCBI's taxonomy places the organism in Eukaryota, Metazoa, Chordata, Actinopteri, Gadiformes, Gadidae. The transcript is spliced from 16 exons. Gene Ontology annotation, cellular component: cell-cell junction; plasma membrane. Gene Ontology annotation, biological process: cell-cell adhesion. The coding region runs from base 224 to 2047 and encodes 607 amino acids.